AUGCUGCACGACAAAACUAGGAGUCUACUAAAAUUACGCAAUUGGUUGCUGGCCAGUCUGGCCCUGGUGGGCAGUUUUUCACUUAUGACAAUUGGUUUGACGGCCAUAAGGAUCGUUCUAGAAUGGUGUGGGAACUCCCGGAGCUCUUUCUUGGCGUUGCAAUCUCAUUCGUCUCUCAAGUCAAGUUCGAUGUGUGAGAGGAAGUUUGGUUCUUGUGGGACAGUGCCCGAUUUCUUUAGGCCAUUCGUAAACUUAUCCGAAGCUCCGUUGGUUUGGGAUGAUCCUUCGAGGUCUACCAAGCUACCGCCUAAAUAUUUUACUGAAUUAGUCAGAGAUGCAUUCGCAGAAAGUAACAAUAGUGACUGGCAGACAUUCUAUAGCGGGUUGAUAACCCGGCAAAUGCUAGCUCUGGAAAAUUCUCAGGUGAGCGAGCAGCUAUGCUACAUGAAUUUUGUCAGUACAUCAUAUAGAACGGGUAAAACGGGUGAACAGCCUUUGUACGCUAGAAUUACAUUUGAAGAAACAUGUUUUCUGAACGAUCGUGAUUGGGUGCAUUUUGAGUUUAUACCUAUUGACGGGGCACCGACUGUGAACGAAGAUGCAUAUGUUACCUACCCUUCGAAAGGAGUCGUGGUGGUAGAAAUUCCAUGUCUCAGUAAUGGUGGGAUCUCUAAAAGCAUGGGUGACGCUUGCCAACGCAUGUCGAAUAAAUUGCCUUUUGGUUUGGGGUUUUGGAGCCACAAUCAAACCGUGUGGAACUCAUACUGUAAUACUGAAGCACCCUCGCUGCCCAUUAAAGAUAAAAACAUUGUGCUUCACUUGGUAGGAGACAGUACUAUGGAAGAGCUUUUAAGUGCGUUUAUCGUAAAUGCCACUCUGAAGGGACACACUCGUUGUGGCGGUAACGUAGAGUCUUCUGGAAGACCUUGUCACAGUUAUUACACGAGCACUACGCGAGGAGUCGCGUUCACGUUCACCUUGAUAACAGAGCCAUUUGGCUGGAAAGCGAAGAAUAUCGAGCCGCAGCUCGGAACAACUGCGGCACCCUGGAACUCCGCGAGUCUUAGCGAAACCUGUACAUUUAUUACAAAAAUACGAGAACAGUAUUCGGUUGAAACAAGGCACGUUGUAUUAUUUAAUUUUGGGCUACACGGUGUGUCAAACCACGGUUUAUUUCGUUUGGCAUAUGAGCAAGCUCUCGUCUCUAUUCAGAAGAAUUUGGGGUAUUUUGCGGAUAUAGUUGCUGUCGGAGUCUCACCCUCGAAUCCAACUCGUAAGUCCUACCAUGGAAUGGAUUGCCGAUCUGAAGUAAACGUAGCUAGGGCCCGGGAAAUCAUAGAAUGUGUAGCAAGCACACAUGGUAUUCUGGUCUUGGAUAGGACGAUGAUGCAAUUCGGUCUGUGGUCAUUGUACAAAGACUAUGUGCAUUUGGGCAUCACUUCACGUGCACAAGAGUUACGUCACUUCAUUGUAGACGAAUAUGUCCGAGCUGCUGUUUAUGUUGCGCAUGCCUCGUCGCGCACGCAAUUAACUUAA
Messenger RNA from Sphaeroforma arctica JP610, 1536 nucleotides. RefSeq lists its product as hypothetical. The coding region runs from base 1 to 1536 and encodes 511 amino acids. Lineage: Eukaryota; Ichthyosporea; Ichthyophonida. The record is from RefSeq and is a predicted model, not a curated record. The transcript is spliced from 2 exons.